GCCUAGUCCAUUUAGGCGGAGAUCAGUGGUCAGCGAUGACCUCAUCGGGGACAGGCGGCUCGUUCUUUCCCGUCUGCACAUAACUCACCUCAGGCAUCCCCUGGGAAUCUCUCGCCAGAUCGCUCAAAAGCACCGAAAGAAGCGAGAGAAACACCUGGAACUCGUCUCAUCCGCCCUGCCAUGAAGCAAUGACACCGGGGCGUGUUCCGCUUCGGCCACUAGCCCGGAAUGGCUCAGCACCGCCAUUCCUGGCCACGGCAGCCUCUGCAUUCAGAUACCAGUCCCUCGUGGCCGCAGGACUGAGCCCAUGGAGGUGUCCUGCCAGAAGAUGGGAGAGCACGUCGGGAGCCGCUGGCAGUGGCAAGACCGGCCAUAUUGACACGCACCCCAAGGAGUCCAUCCUCUUCUUCGAUAACAUCUUUCCCUUGAAGCUCACGUCCGUACUGCUCAUGAGAGCUUGGGAGACCAGCGACAUCCUCGAGCGAUUCAACAAUGCUUCGUUGAGCUUCCUCAACCCUAUCGGUCUUGUAAAGCGGGCGAUUCCAAGAACUGCCCCGAUCAAGGUUACCGAGAUUAUUCCCCGGCUCAAGGAAGGAGGGGCCUACGUCAAGUUCACCUACCCUGACAACAUGUCUGCUGCUGAAAUAGAAGAUGAAUUGGUGAGGUCACUCGAAAACAAGCCCAUCAAGCCCUGGUUCAACCCUUUCCGCAGCAUCAAGGCGCGUCUUGUGCUCGGACGGCCCUGGCUAGAGGACCUGCAUCGGCUGCCAAAAAGCCGACUCAAGGUCGAGUUUGUACCGGCCAAGGACUCGGAACUGCCAGCCGAACUGUCGCAGGAAUCCCUUUACAGCCUGUUUCGCCGAUAUGGGAAGAUAUCCGACAUCAUUUCUCAGCCCUCGGACUCCAAGGUCUUGCCCAGGUUUGCCUAUGUCGACUUUGUCUUGGUCCGAGACGCUAUUCUGGCCCGAAGCUGUGUGCAUGGUUUCGUUCUCCAAGAGGAGGGCAGCAGGACCGCGACCCGCCUGCGGUUAUCGUACGAACAACGGGUGAAGCCGCACCACAUCUGGAACUGGAUCACGAGUCAUCCGCGAAUCGUCAUACCCAUAGUUGCUGCCUUCCUGGCCGCCUUCACAGUGGCCGUCUUUGAUCCUAUUCGCGAAUUCUUCGUCAAGAUUCAUGUCCAAAAGUCAUUCGAGAUCACCAACAGUAGAUUCUACAAAUGGUUGAAGCGGCAGACCUGGGAUAUCUUCACGUUCCGCAAGCACAAAGAUGACGACGCAGGCCUCAGUGCCUUGUUCGCACAUCGGAAAGAUCUGAUUGACUCGUUACAGAAUGCCCUGCUCGAGACCGUCGAGACAUUUAUCGUUGUGCAUGGACCGCGUGGUUCUGGCAGCCGAGAACUCAUCAUGGACCAGGUGCUCGCGGGACGGCGCGACGUGCUCCUAGUCGACUGCAGACAGGUGGUGGAAGCUCGUGGGGAGGCGGGGACCAUCCGAAAGCUUGCCAACCAGGUCGGGUAUCGGCCUGUCUUUUCCUGGGCCAACAAUUUGAGCAGCAUGAUCGAUCUUGCGAUCCAAGGCACUACAGGUGUCAAGACAGGCUUCUCCGAGACCCUCGAAUCACAAAUCGCAAAAAUCCUCCAGACAACCGCCGGCGCUCUCAAAGACGUGGCUCUCGCAGGCAGGAAGAAAGACGAUAAGGACGCAGCCCUUACGGACGACGCGUACCUCGAGGCCCACCCCGAAAGGCGCCCCGUCGUCGUGAUCGACAACUUCCUGCACAAGAGCGAUGAGAAAGGCAUCAUCUACGACAAGAUCUCAGAGUGGGCUGCCGCCCUGGUGCAGUCCAGUAUAGCCCACGUCAUCUUCCUGACCACCGACACUUCCUAUUCCAAGUCGCUUUCAAAGUCGCUUCCCGAUCGCAUGUUUCACCAGAUCACACUCGGCGAUCUGACUCCCGAUGUUGCAAAACACUUUGUUGUGUCGCAACUGGAACUGGAUGAGCCUGGAAAGAAAGAAGAAAACGGAAACCCACCGGCCGUUACGGGAAGCCAACUCCGGAAGGAUCUACAGGAGCUCGACCAAUGCAUUGACGCCCUGGGCGGUCGCUUGACCGACUUGCAAGUCCUUGCCCGCAGACUCAAGCUUGGGCAGAGCCCCAAGAAGGCCGUCUCGGAUAUCAUCGAGCAGAGCGCGUCCGAGAUUCUGCGCAUGUUUCUGCUCACCAACAAGGGCGCCAAUGAACGCGAAAGGAAGUGGUCGACCGAGCAGGCCUGGUAUCUAAUCAAGGAGAUCGCCACCAAGGAGAGCCUCCGCUACAACGAGGUAUUGCUGUCCAGCACCUUCUCCUCGUCCACCACCCCCGGCGCCAGCAAUGCCGAGGCUGCCAUUGAGAGCCUCUCCAAUGCCGAGCUCAUCACGGUCAAGUCGCACCACGGCCGUCCCUCCACCAUUCGAGCCGGCAAGCCCGUCUAUCAAGCUGCCUUUAAGAGGUUGCUCGAGGACGCCGUGGUCAGGGCCCGUAUGGAUCUGGCGGUCUUGAGUGAACUGGCAAAGAUUGAGGCUAAGAAUAUUGACAAGGCCGAGGGGGAACUCAGCUUGCUUGGAAGCUUGCCCUCGCAAUCUUACCAGGCUGAGGACCGGGUCAAUUAUCUGCUGGCGAAACUCCAGAGCAGUCAGCAGAAGAUUGCAGCAUAUGAGAAAGAGAUGGCCGUGCUGAAGGAGGUUCUCGCUGAGGAGGCAUGAGAGUGGAGCAA
Messenger RNA from Thermothelomyces thermophilus ATCC 42464, 2755 nucleotides. RefSeq lists its product as uncharacterized. Lineage: Eukaryota; Fungi; Ascomycota; Sordariomycetes; Sordariales; Chaetomiaceae. Gene Ontology annotation, molecular function: RNA binding. The coding region runs from base 189 to 2744 and encodes 851 amino acids. Gene Ontology annotation, cellular component: mitochondrial inner membrane. The transcript has 4 exons. The record is from RefSeq and is a predicted model, not a curated record.